Molecule: messenger RNA, 480 nt
Organism: Talaromyces atroroseus
Lineage: Eukaryota; Fungi; Ascomycota; Eurotiomycetes; Eurotiales; Trichocomaceae
Exons: 4
Coding region: 1-480 (159 amino acids)
Biological process (GO): mycotoxin biosynthetic process
Source: RefSeq, a predicted model, not a curated record
AUGUAUCUUCGACAGCGACAGAAAUGCAGCAAGCUACCUCCAAUCUAUCAAGAUACUGAGUUUAACGAGGACGGAGUGAACAAGGAGAGGUCUGAUAACCUAUGGAAAAGCCUUUUUCCUAGUGGAAACGGUGUUAUUUCUUUGAAUAAAUCCGAGGCAAAGGCAAAUGGGCUCCACGAUACAGCUGUUGAUCCUGUGAACAAAGAAAAUGGCUUGUAUAUUGUUGCUGGUUUCCAUACGAUGCACUGCGUGACUGUUAUCCGCACUGCUCUUUGGCACUAUCAUGAAGGAGAGGAACAGAGUGCCCCUUGGAGUCAUCUGGUACACUGUUUAGAUAUGAUCCGCCAAACUUUGAUGUGCAACUUGGACACCACAGUAAUGUGGCUUUGGGAUCCUGACACAUUUGCUGAUGGGCAAUUACAUGUUUGUAAGGACUUUUGGGGGCUGCAUCAAUGGAUGACAGAGCAUGCUGCAUAUUGA